Messenger RNA from Lutra lutra (Eurasian river otter), 4030 nucleotides. RefSeq lists its product as uncharacterized. Bases 455 to 3781 code for a protein of 1108 amino acids. The record is from RefSeq and is a predicted model, not a curated record. NCBI's taxonomy places the organism in Eukaryota, Metazoa, Chordata, Mammalia, Carnivora, Mustelidae. Gene Ontology annotation, biological process: proteolysis. The transcript is spliced from 10 exons. Gene Ontology annotation, molecular function: serine-type endopeptidase activity.
CACUCAAUGGACCCAACUUGUACCUCCAGCAGUAAAUCCCUGGACAGAGGCCAUCACUUCCAGUGUCACUCCAUGGACCCAAGCUGUACAUCCAGCAAUAAAUACCUGGACAGAGGCUGGUGUAUCCAGAUUCAUUCCAUGGACCCAAGCUGUAUCUCGAGCAUUAAAUCCCUGGAUAGAGGCUAUCACUUCCAGAGUUAUAUCAUGGACCCAAGCUGUACCUCCAGCAGUAAAUCCCUGGACAGAGGCUGGUACAUCUAGAGUCACAUCAUGGAACCAAGGUGUGUUUCCAGUAAUAAAUCCCUGGACAGUGACGCUUGUUUCUACAGUCACACCAUGGACCCAGGUUUCCUAUCCACUAAAUCCUUUGACAGAGACUAAAGCUUCUACAGUGAGAAUAUGGGCUCAUAAUGAAUAUUCAUUAAUAAAAACCUGGAAACAUUCUGCUAUUUCCAUGGUUACAUCCUGGACUCAGACUGAAUAUCAAGCAGUAAAUUCUUAUAUACCAAGUGUAGCUGAUAUGGUCAUAUUUUGGACAAGGCUUAUAUCUGAGUCUAAGAAAUCCUUGAUACUGCCUGAAGCUAGCAUAUUCAGUAUUUCAUUGCAUCCUCAAAGUGAUACUACUCAAUCCUUGAUUCAAGUUGAAAAUCAAGCAUCUCUUCUGUCAACACAUCCUGGAAUUAAUAAUAUCAAUAUAUGGACUUUACUUGAAUUUGAAACACAGGUAUCAUGGAUAGUGCCUUUCUCUCAAGAAGCCAGACUCUCACCUCUAUCUGAAACUGAUAAUAGUAUAUAUUGGUUUAAAACUGAAACAGAGAGAGUAAGAACCUGGGCCCACUCAGAAUUUCAAACAGUGAGUACUUUGACACAGUUUGAAAUUGGUGGAUUUGAGCCCUUGGCCAAACAUGAAACUCCUGCAGUCAUAUCAUGGGUUCCAACUAAAACUGGUGUAUUCCCCCUCUGGAAUAAGUCUGAAAGAGACAAAAUAAGAACCUGGACCCUUUCUGGAGGUGAUGUCUUGCCACCCUGGAGUCAGAUUGAAACUAGUAUAUUCAGCCUCUGGAUCCAGUCUAAAAGUAAUACAGUCACACCCUGGACCCAGGCUGAGACUCAGUCAGUCAGUAUCUGGACUGAAGGAAAUUCAGGCACAUUUUGGUACCUGAGUCAAAAUAAUGUAGUUAAGCCCUGGUCCCACCUUGAAUCUCAAAUGACAUAUUCCAGGAUUCAAAAUGGUAUAAAUAGUUCUUGGACUCAGUAUGAAACUAGUACAGUCAGAUCUUGGACCAAGCUUGAAAUUAGUACAGUGCAACCUUGGAAUCAAUUUGAAACUGUUACAAUUAGAUCAUGGACUCAGUCUGAAAAUGUAGACAUAUACCCCCUUACCCACAUAGAAGCUGGUACAGAAUUAAGACAUUGGUUCCAGACUCAAAUGGAUUCAAUAAAACCUUGGAACCAGUCUGGAACUAAUACAAUUAGAUCAUGGACCCAACCUGGAACUGAAACAAUCCAAAUUUGGACCCAGACAGAAAGGCAAAUAGUAAAACCUCCAAGUUUAUCUGAGAUUGAUACAAUUACAUCUUGGUUACAGACUCAAAGUGAUACAAAUAGACCCUGGAUUAAAUCUGACUCCUUGUCUGUCAAUCCCUGGAGUCAGGCUGAAGUUGGUACAAAUCACCCCUGGACUCAGCAAAGAGGUACUGUGAAUCAACCCUGGACCUACUCUGAAAUCCAGAAAGUUAGACCUUGGAUGAAGCUAGAAGCUGAUGUGCUUAAAUCUUGGUUCUACAUGCAAAUGAAUAAAAUCAGACCAUGGACCAAUUCUGAAUCUCAGAUCUUCAGCUCCAGGUUGCAGCCUGAAGUUGGUAUGGUUCACCCUUGGAUCCAUCCUGAAACUCAAGCAGUCAGAUCCUGGGCCCAACCUGAAACUGCCACACUUUUAACAAAAGAACCUUCUCUGAUGACUGGAUCUCAAUCUGGAACCAAGUCUAGUCAGCCUGAAGAAGAUCCUCUCAAGUAUUCGGAAUUCAAUGUUUCUUUGGCUGAAUGUCGCCUACGUGUGGUCUGGAAAGAGAGUGUCCAGGCUUUCUGGCUCUUCAAGACAGCUGUUAUUUCUCAUGAAGCCACAGAAUGUGGGUUACGACCUGGCCUUGUUCCCCACUGUCCCAACUGCUGGGAAGCAGAAUUGGGUGAAUUUCCUUGGAUGGUUUCCGUGCAGCUCUCUUUUUCCCAUUUCUGUGCUGGCUCUAUACUGAAUGAACAGUGGAUCCUUACUACAGCUAGAUGUGCAAAUUUCAUAAAAAACUCAGAAGCACUAGCCCUGGUCCAGGUGGGACUUAUUGAUCUUCAGGAGCCUGCUCAAGCUCAAACUGUAGGCAUUCAUCGUGCCAUGCCCUACUUAGGUCCCAAAGGACCUUUGGGUCCUGGGCUAAUCUUCCUGAAACAGCCACUACAUUUUCAACCACUGGUGCUUCCUAUUUGCCUAGAGGAGAACCUGGAGCAAGAGAAAAAUAUACAGCUGUACGACUGCUGGUUACCCAGUUGGUCCCUCAUGAGAGGAAGUCCUGGAAUUCUGCAAAAAAGGCACCUAAGCAUUCUGCAAGUCAGCACAUGUGCCCAGUUUUGGCCCAAGCUGAAUGAAUUCACUUUCUGUGUGGAAGCCAAGAAAGCUAUGGGCGAGGCUGGCUGUAAGGGUGACUUAGGGGCACCUCUGGUGUGCCAUCUACAACAAAAGGACACAUGGGUACAGGUGGGAAUUUUGACUCACUUCGAUGAACAUUGCACAAAGCCCUACGUCUUCAGCCAAGUGAGCCCAUUCCUUUUUUGGCUUCAAGGAGUUACACGACCCAGCCAUGCACCAUGGUCACAGCAAGGGACCAUGACUACUUCUGCUUCCACUUCCCUUUCAGUCUCUACUUCAAUGAAUGCCUCGGCUUUUACUGCCACUCCUGCUUCUAUUCGGCCUCAGUUCAUCUCUCUGCCGCAGCCUCAGACUUUAGCAGAUCGAAUUUCUCUACGAUAUACCAUGCCUUGGCAAGCCAUGAUCAUCAGUUGUGGCAGUCAAAUUUGCAGCGGUUCCAUUGUUAGCAGCUCUUGGGUUCUCACUGCUGCCCAUUGUGUCAGGAACAUGAAUCCUGAAGAUACUUCUGUAAUAUUGGGCCUGAAGCACCCUGGAACAUCUCUGAGAGUUGUUAAGGUGUCUAGCAUUCUACUGCAUGAGAGAUUUCGGUUGGUGAGUGGGGCAGCAAGAAAUGAUCUAGCACUGCUGCUCCUUCAAGAGGUCCAGACUCCCAUUCAGCUCUUAGCACCACUGGGACAUCUAAAGAACUUCAAUAGCUCAGAAUGCUGGCUUUCUGGGCCAAGAGUUCUCAAACCAGGAGAGACUGAUGAGGAUCCAGAAGUGUUACAGAUGCAGGUGAUGGGAGCUUCAAGUUGUGCCCACCUCUACCCUGACAUUGGCAGUUCUAUUAUCUGCUUCAUUACUCAGGCGAAAGGCUUAGAUACAAAUGUGGAACCUGUGACUCCUGGAAGUGCUGUUAUGUGCAGACCAGUGUCUGGAAAUGGCAGCUGGAGACAGAUAGGCCUUACCAGUCUAAAGGCACUUGCUACCAUUGUCAGCCCACACUUCUCCUGGAUAUUAUCCACAUCAGCAAAAGCAGGUCAUCCCCUAAACCAGGCAGUCAUGCCUUGGGUGGAAAAGCCAAAGUCAUCCAGUCUUCAUAAACAGGCAACAACACUACCACUUUCAUCAUUAAUGAUUCUUGCAAUGCAGAAUCUGUUGUAAACCAGUGGUUGUCCUGAACACUACUGCUCCAGUCACAUUGUGAUAAAAAAAGAGAUCAGAACAUAAAUCAAAACAAACCAGUUGAAUUAAGACCCUAGGUUCUCCCCAGUUAUUCCUUAUAAAAGCAUCUAUUCUAUUAAAAUGAGAGUCUAUCGAGUUUAACAAUUUGAAAUUUCAAAAAUUUAGAACCUCCAAAAUGACAUUUGUAUAAUAGUGAAUAAGAUAACAUAAAAAAUAAAUUUCAUCAAC